AAAAAGGAGAACAUAGUAAUCCCUAUGCUGCAAAUGUGUUAGGGAUGGGGUCUAAUAUGCAAGUGGCUGUCAAAAUCUUCUUUUUUGCUUUUUGGGUAUCUUCUUUUAUACUCGCUGAAAAUCAAGAAAUCAAAUGUCUGCCACCUGAAAUACCACAUGGCUUUACGAACCCUGAUAAGGAGUACAAAGAAAACAAUAUACUACAAUAUAGUUGUGAAAAAGGGUACAAUCCCAGACCUGGAAAUCCUAGGUGCACAAAAUACGGCUGGAGUAUAAAACCAGAAUGUGAAAGUGUAAUUACUUGUCUACUUGGAUCACCCACAACUGGUGUUGUCAGCACAAAGCCAAUAGGGAAAAAUAUAUUUCUGGCUGGAGAAUAUGUGGAGAUUAUAUGCUCAAAAAAAUACUGGAUUUUUGGAACAAAGCAAGUGUCACGAAAUAUUAAAUGCCAAGAGGAUGGGAAAUGGGAAUUCAGGCCAGUGUGUGAGGAUACUACCUGUGAAUAUCCCAAAGGUGAACAUCUGUUAAAUAAUCCGCCCAACUUCAAGCGGAUUUAUAAAUCAGGGGAGAACACAUGGUAUAGAUGUGAAUAUGGUUAUCAAUGUACAGCUGAAAGUAUUACAUGUACAGAGAACGGCUGGGAGCCAGAACCACGAUGUAUUGAAAUUACUUGUCAAAAGCCAGAGAUUGCACAUGGAGAAGUGAUGGGGAUACAAAAGAAUACUUAUAAUAGAAAUGUAAAAAUAGCGCUCAAGUGUAAUCAAGGAUAUGAACCUGGAAUAUUUUUUGUCACCUGUAACCAAAAUGGGGAAUGGGACAACAUGCGACAAUGCACAUUGGGUAUAAACCUUAGAUGCCGAGAUCCUGAGCGAGAAAUAAAUGAUGCGAUUCGGAAUGACCCAAAUCUGAAGGCGUACUAUGAGGAAGGUGGCAGUGUACAAUACAAGUGUAAAGAAGGCUUCCACUUUCAGAAUGGGAGCAAAGCCAUGUGUUCUGCAGGAAAAUGGAAGUACCCACAAUGCAUAAAAUUAAUUACUUGUCUACUUGGAUCACCCACAACUGGUGUUGUCAGCACAAAGCCAAUAGGGAAAAAUAUAUUUCUGGCUGGAGAAUAUGUGGAGAUUAUAUGCUCAAAAAAAUACUGGAUUUUUGGAACAAAGCAAGUGUCACGAAAUAUUAAAUGCCAAGAGGAUGGGAAAUGGGAAUUCAGGCCAGUGUGUGAGGAUACUACCUGUGAAUAUCCCAAAGGCGAACAUCUGUUAAAUAAUCCGCCCAACUUCAAGUGGAUUUAUAAAUUAGGGGAGAACACAUGGUAUAGAUGUGAAUAUGGUUAUCAACGUACAGCUGAAAGUAUUACAUGUACAGAGAACGGCUGGGAGCCAGAACCACGAUGUAGUGAAAUUACUUGUCAAAAACCAGAGAUUGCACAUGGAGAAGUGAUGGGGAUACAAAAGAAUACUUAUAAUAGAAAUGUAAAAAUAGUGCUCAAGUGUAAUCAAGGAUAUGAACCUGGAAUAUUUUUUGUCACCUGUAACCAAAAUGGGGAAUGGGACAACAUGCGACAAUGCACAUUGGGUAUCAACCUUAGAUGCCGAGAUCCUGAGCGAGAAAUAAAUGAUGCGAUUCGGAAUGACCCAAAUCUGAAGGCGUACUAUGAGGAAGGUGGCGGUGUACAAUACAAGUGUAGAGAAGACUUCUACUUUCAGAAUGGGAGCAAAGCCAUGUGUUCUGCAGGAAAAUGGAAGUACCCACAAUGCAUAAAAUCCUUAAAUACUGAUCGGGAAGGAAAAAAUGAGACAGUCCAAAGUGAAGAAUCUUUUUUGCAUGAAAAUGUCACAGCUGGACAAACCAGACUACAGUCCAAAGAGGUUACUUGCACAGAAGGAGAACUCCAAAAUGUAAAAAUUGUUUAUGGAUUUCCAGGAGUUUCCCCACCAUUUAAACCUAGACAUUCUUUGAACUUCCAAUGUACCAACCCUGGUUGGACUAUGACAGGACAAUCAUCAAUUACAUGCAGAGAAGAUGGAACAUGGAGUAGUCCAUACCCUACAUGUUCAGGCUGUGGCCCUCCACCACACAUUGAAUUUGCAGAUUUAACUACUUUACAAAAAUCCUACUAUAUAAAUGGAGAACGAGUUGAAUACCGCUGCCAACAGUAUUACACUAUAUGGUCACUAUAUGGUCAGCCCUUUAAGACCUGUGCACAAGGAACAUGGAACGGAUCUGUUAAAUGUUUAAAACCCUGCAUUGUGACCAUAGAAGAUAUGGAUGCCAACAACAUAAGGCAAUAUUAUGGGCAAAAAAGAAAAAUGUACUCACAGCAUGGAGAUCACCUUAGCUUUACAUGCCAGUCUGGAAAACGACCAAUGAAUAAGGUGGCCUUCCGUCAACAGUGCAGAGAUGGAGAAAUGCAUUUGCCACUUUGCAUGUAAAGUAGAUCAGGUUACUACUAAACUAUAACUGAAGGGGUAUGUUUGUAACCCCAAUUUGAGUUCAUUUUAAAUUACUAUUGUUAGUUUGGUUUAAUGUCUUUUAAAGUAGAUGCAUUUUCAUUGUCACAUAGAAAAUAUUCAUAGUAUCUCAGUGUCACUUCUAUAAAGGAAGUAUCAAGUAAAUCAUAUAAUGUAUUCUUAAAACAAUGUUUUAGAAUGUCCAGAAUGAUUGAGGUUGUUGGGAAUUGGAAUAGAUAUGGAGAUGUAAUCAUGUGACCUUAUGUGACAAAGUACAAAUUUAAUUGCUUACCAAUUUUCAGUCCCCUGUCAAAUUAUCUAACUGAAUAAACUUUAUACCUUGUCAAAUACAUAUUGUGUACCCUUGAUAAUUAAUCUGUGAAGACCAUGCACAACAGCACCAUCAAUGAUGCUACGAAAAAUACACAGAAGCUAGGCUGGGGCUGAUUUCUUCCUAGCCUAUAAAUUCAUGUGGCUCAUCAGUGCAAGUUCCUAAUCUGCCACUAACCACUAGUAGGCGCCACCACUUCCUGACUCUUAUUGGAAGAAAGGAGAAAGGCAAAUGUAACUCCACUGAGAGCCCCUGGUAUAAAAGCCCCCAAGGGACGGACUCUCUCCCUCUUGUCCUGUACCGUAGUGAACAGACAAAAAGGAGACACCCUCUGAAGAAACACCUUAGUGAAAAAGAAAAUAUUAGUCUUUGUGUGCACUUGGGCCCUAUUUGCAGCAACACUAGAGUAAUGCAUGAAGCAGCAGGACCCUUCUGUGCGCUUCAAAUCAAGAUUUUAAUUUUUCCUUGGGACUAACGGAAAAAAAUCACACCGAGAUGCACCACUGCACAGAUUGCAAAUCACGUCUGCCUGACGUCUAUUACCUUGGACCACGUGAGCCGACCAACCAGAUUUCCUGGGAUGUGCAUAAACAAGAGUAACUCAAAGUGAGACUGAGUAUCUGGGCAUUUUCUAUUUCUAGUAAAGUAAUUUUUAUUUUAUAACCUGAAUUUGACUUCAUUGUAUGCUGUUUCUUAUGACUCUUGUACCCUGGUUUCUUACACCCUCCUUCAGUUGUAGGUUUUUAUUUAUCAGGGCAUAAAUAACAAUUGUGUGGAAUUAACCAACUUCUAUAAACAAACAAAUAACCUCAGGUGACAACAAAAAACACCAGAUUUCAAUAUGUAGUCAUUUCCCCCCCAUAAACUAAACCCACAUUCAGAAAACAGUUGGGGAAAAAUAAGUACACCCUUCCUAAUUCCAUAAGUGUUAAGAGAAUAAUUAGCAGCCAGGUGAUUAACUAAUCAAGAAGUGUGACUACCUUUAUAAAAGCAGAAAUUUUGGUAGUUUGGUGUUCUAGGGCACUCCAGAGCAUGUCUAAAAACUGCCAAGAAGAAAGGAUACCAACCAUGACCUCUGAAGCAAUUGUUGCUUCUCAUCUUUCCUGGAAGGGUUAUAAGUCAAUAUCCAAACAAUUUGAAAUUCACCAUUGUACAGUGAUAAUGAUUGCUUUCAAAUGGAGUGAUUUCAAGACAGUUGCCAAUCUUCCCAGGAGUGAAUCAUGUGGCAUACAAGCCCCUGUAAGCGCAUUAAAUAUGUAUGUUCAUGGCCUCAAAAUCAGAAAAAGACCAAAAAAGUAUGGCUCUCUCCAAAAAGAAUGGCAGCAUGAAUUAGGUUUGCAAAAUUGUAUAUGAAAAAAAUCCCACAACAGUUCUAGAACAAUAUUCUGAGGACUGAUAAGACCAAAGGUGGAGAUGUUUGGUUAUCAUCUUUUGUGAAAACCAAACAGAAUUUCACCACAAACACCUCACACCAACUGUCAGCAUGGUGGAGGAGGGUUGAUGACUUAGGCUUGUUUUGCAGCCACAGGCCCUGGGAAAAUUGUUGUCAUUGAACUAACAUUUUAUACCAGAAUAUUCUUGAGACAAUGUGAGGCAGCUGUCCAGCAGCUUAAGCAGAGCUGAAAUUGAGUCAUGCAACAGGACAACGAUCCCAAGCACACCAGCAAAUUGACAUCUGAAUGUAAAGAAGGUGAUGGAAUGGCCAAGUCAAAGAGAUGCUGUGGCAGGAUCUUAAGAGAGCUAUGCAUAAAUGAAUGCCCUCAAACAUCAAUUAACUGAAGCAAUGCUGUAAAGAGAAGUGGGCAAAAAUUUCCCCAAAACAUAAUGAGAGACUGACAAACUCCUACAGAAAACAUUUGCUACAUGUGAUUCUAUUUGGUGUGCCAUGCCUCAGUCAAAAGGAGUUUCCUGACAACCUCAGAAAAAGAGUUAUCAGUGUUCACCAGACUAAGAGUUUGGUCUCUACUAAUCCACUGAGAGGCAGAUGAUAUAGAAAUGGAGGAAAUUCAGCACCACUGUUACUCUCCCAAGGAAUGGCUAGCCAGCAAAAACCAGUCCAUGGGUGUGGCAAAUAAUAUUAUGGGAAGUGAAAACAGUGUGCAGAUAGUAAGAAGGAAGCCACUACUCUCUCAAUAAUAAUAAUAAUAAAAAAGAACACUGCUGCCCAUCUGGAGUUUGCCCAAGACAGCGUGGAUAAGCCAGGAGCAUAUUGGAAGAAUGUUUUGUGGACAGAUGAAUCCAAAAGAGAACUUUUUGGUUUAAAUGAAAAGCAUUAUGUUUGUCGAAAACCAAACCAUGCAUUCCAACAUCAGAACCUCAUCCCAGCUGUGAAGCAUGGAAGUGGCAGUAUCAAGGUUUGGGGCUGCUGUGCUGCUUUAGGUCUAGGACAGCUUGCAAUUAUUGAUGGAUGAAUUAAUUCUGUAUAGUACUCACAAAUUCUACAGCAGAAUGUCAGGGUAACUGUAUGUAAACUAAAGCUUAACUGUUAGUGGGUCAUGCAGCAAGACAACACACAAGUAAAUCUAUAAAUAAAUGUUUAAAGGAGAAGAAAGUUAGUAUUUUGGAAUGGCCAAGUUAAAAGUCCAAACCUUAACCCAAUAUAAAUCUUGUGGAAGGACCUAAAAAAAAAAAAAAAAAAAAGAA
This is a messenger RNA of Ictalurus furcatus (blue catfish), 5424 nucleotides long. Its product is annotated as coagulation factor XIII B chain. The record is from RefSeq and is a predicted model, not a curated record. Bases 45 to 2432 code for a protein of 795 amino acids. The transcript is spliced from 14 exons. Lineage: Eukaryota; Metazoa; Chordata; Actinopteri; Siluriformes; Ictaluridae.